AUGGCAUUGCUGUCCGUUGCGCAAAUAACUAGUCAAGUUCGCAAUGCCAUUGCUAAUAAUGCAGCCGUCUCAAGUUUUUUCCCGAGCCAACGCAAGGUGAUUAUUGCAGACAAAAAGGACGAAAAGAAGAAGGCAGUAUUACAAGAAAAGCCCGAGAUUGUUGUAUAUCCUCGUCGUAUCAAGGCAAUCGAAAAGAUCAUUGUGACUUUGGCUGAUACGACUACACAGCAAUUAACAGGAGGUAUUUCGGCCUUAGAUAUGCCCGUGACACCACACUAUGUAGCCCCUAGAGCGCCUAUUGUAUUAUGUCAUGGACUUUACGGAUUCGAUAAAAUUGGACCUGAUGCUUUACCACUAUUACAAGUUCAAUAUUGGGGUGGUAUUGAAAAUGCAUUGGCCAAACUAGGCGCAAAAGUGAUUGUAACCAAAGUCCCUUCCACCGGCAGCAUUUUAGAAAGAGCUCAAACUUUGCAUGCAAUUUUGAAAUCAAUUUUAGACGGAAAAGAAGUGAACUUUAUUGCUCAUUCAAUGGGUGGAUUAGACUGUAGAUAUCUUAUUUCACAUAUUCCAGAUAGACCAUACAAAGUGAAUUCGUUGACAACCAUAUCCACACCACAUCGAGGAUCACCUGUGAUGGAUUGGUUUAGAGAUAAUGUAGGCGUUGGUAUGGCGGGAUCUAUACUUGCGAAUGCAGCCAACAAUAAAUUAUUAAGAGACCCAUCCUUUAUGGAGCCAUCUUCAUAUGCGGCAGACAAGUUUAAUCAACAGCAUCAUAAAUGGUCAUUACUUGCCGAACUAGCCAAAAAUUCACCUAAAUUUGACCCCGUGGUGAAGAAGAUGAUCAGCUUAGUGGAUACAGCAGCCUAUGCGAAUUUAACCACCGACUACUGCACCAACUCAUUUAACCCCAAUACGCUCAACGAUCCCAAUGUAUCCUAUUAUUCAUAUGGAGCCAGUGCAACAUUUCCAAGGUGGUCAUUAUUAAAUAUGCCAUAUAAAUGGACCAAAGAGAAAGAAGGGGAGAAUGACGGACUUGUAAGUGUGAAGAGUGCACAAUGGGGUAAAUAUAUCAAGACCUUGGAUGCCGAUCAUUGGGAUCUGAAUGGACAAAGGUGA
Mucor mucedo is the source of this 1116-nucleotide messenger RNA. Its product is annotated as Alpha/Beta hydrolase protein. Gene Ontology annotation, molecular function: triacylglycerol lipase activity. The transcript has 2 exons. Bases 1 to 1116 code for a protein of 371 amino acids. The record is from RefSeq and is a predicted model, not a curated record. Lineage: Eukaryota; Fungi; Mucoromycota; Mucoromycetes; Mucorales; Mucoraceae.